AUGAAUGCAAUACGCGUAACACUUCAUGAUGGCACUAUGUACAACGCGCAUUACCACAACAGUGAUAAGAACCUAGGAAUAGCCAUACUAUUUUUUGAGAGUGAGGAAGAACUCAAUAUAGCACCACUACCAAUAGCAGUGCCUAAGGUAGCAGAGAAGAUAUACGCCAUUGGUGUAGCCUAUGGAAAUCAGUUCUCUAUCACUAAGGGUGUAGUUUCUGCCAUACAUAGAACAAGAGAAGAUAGUAAAGCUCUCUAUUUUCAAACUGAUGCCGCAAUAAACAAAGGAGGAGGAGGCGGGCUUAUUAUUAAUGCAAAGGGUGAAAGUAUAGGUUUAAGUGUUGAGGGCAACUCAAUUUUAGAAUUGGAACACGAUACAGGAUUAAACUAUGCUAUUACACUGCAAGCGAUAACUAAGCAUAUAGAAAGAUUGAUAGGAAUGGAAAAGAAGAAGGAAAAAUGGCUCGGGGUAACUGUGUAUGCAUCGUAUGUACAUAAUUAUUAUGACCUUGGAAUAAGAAACUACCACUCAGUCUUAUUAAAUAAUAUCUACAGUUCGGAAUACAAAACAGUCUCUACUCUACGCCUAGGAGAUAUUAUUACUGCAGUAAACGGUGAACCAUUACGGACAUCACAUCUUCGCGUGUUCUCCAACUCCCUUAUCCCUUCAGUUAUCUACCAAGAAGGUGAACUCGUUCUAUCCAUCGUACGCAGGGGCAACACAUAUCAUAUACCAUACACUCCCAGCGCACGACCUGAUAAUAUUGUGCUGCAAAGCAUGAAUAAAACUGUUUGGCCGGGCUACGUUGCUUCUCCGCUCUUAGAGCAUCAAAAAGAGGCGUAUGGGCUCUCUAAAGAGAUUCUAAUACUACACAUUGAAAGUAUACUGCCACAAUCCCCCGCUGAUGAUGCAGGGCUAGAAGAAGGUGAUAUGAUUAUUGCCUUAAACCAAAAAGAGGCACUUAACUACCACGAUCACUUUACUAUCUUGCAUGAUGCUCUUGCCCAGCGGCGGGCAGUAGAAAUUGCUACGGUAAAGCAUGGCACGUUAGUGGAGUAUACUGUGCUUGUCCCUCCAAAGAUAGGACGAGAGCACACUAGUUUAUUUUAA
Molecule: messenger RNA, 1110 nt
Organism: Ylistrum balloti
Lineage: Eukaryota; Metazoa; Mollusca; Bivalvia; Pectinida; Pectinidae
Product: probable periplasmic serine endoprotease DegP-like
Exons: 1
Coding region: 1-1110 (369 amino acids)
Biological process (GO): proteolysis
Molecular function (GO): serine-type endopeptidase activity; protein binding
Source: RefSeq, a predicted model, not a curated record